Cyprinus carpio (common carp) is the source of this 553-nucleotide messenger RNA. RefSeq names its product ribonuclease inhibitor-like. The transcript is spliced from 3 exons. The record is from RefSeq and is a predicted model, not a curated record. The coding region runs from base 27 to 518 and encodes 163 amino acids. NCBI's taxonomy places the organism in Eukaryota, Metazoa, Chordata, Actinopteri, Cypriniformes, Cyprinidae.
CAGGUUAAACUGCAUCAGUAUUACAGAUGAAGGUUGUGCUGCUCUGGCAUCAGCGUUUAAUUCAAAACCUCAGAGUGCUGGAUCUGAGCAGGAAUCAAAUAGGAGACUCUGGAGUGACAGAAAUCUCCAGUCUGCUGAGAAAUUCACAGACACUACAGAUACUCAGUCUGAAGAACAACUGUAUCACAGAAGGAGGGUGUCAUGUUCUGGCUGCAGCUCUAAAUUCAAACCCUUCAAAUCUGACAGAGCUGGAUCUGAGUGAGAAUAAACUAGGAAACACAGGAAUGAAGAUCAUCUUGGCUCUGUUUGAAAAUGGACAGUGUAGACUGGAAAAGCUGAAGUUAAACUGCAUCAGUGUUACAGAUGAAGGUUGUGCUGCUCUGGCAUCAGCGUUUAAUUCAAACCUCAGAGAGCUGGAUCUGAGCAGGAAUCAAAUAGGAGACUCUGGAGUGACAGAAAUCUCCAGUGUGCUGAGAAAUUCACAGACACUACAGACACUCCGGUCUGAAUUUGGUUAAUCUAAACAUGAAUCAAUGUAAAGCUCCAGCUGGUC